Megalopta genalis is the source of this 2122-nucleotide messenger RNA. The record is from RefSeq and is a predicted model, not a curated record. Lineage: Eukaryota; Metazoa; Arthropoda; Insecta; Hymenoptera; Halictidae.
AUAAAUAUACAGUACUUUUACUUCAUAACAUGUCAUUGUUAUUCGCACUUAUUAGAUUUAGUAAAAACUAGUUAAACACGUGUGAGAAUCAGCUGUUGAACCACAUUGUACUAUGUACAUAUAUAUAUACAAUCCUCGCACAUUUGAUGAAUGUAUUAUCCAUGCUGAAUGUAGUCAAUGUAUGUACAUAUAUAUGUAUAUGACAUAUACACAAAGUUUUUUUUAAAUUGAGCAUACCAAAUCGAUGAACCACCACAGUUUGAUCAGUUGCAAUCAGCUGUUACAGCAUUUAGAGAAAAGUACUUUUUAAAAACAUUUUUUACAAUAGAAAUAAUAGCAAACUUACAUGAAUAUGUAGUGCGUGCAGAAAAAUCAGUGUUAUCGAAGUUGCAUGAUUUUGUGCAUUUUGCAAAAUAAUCUCUAAAUCUAAUAUUCUACAGAAAGGUUAGGUUUGCCCAUGUUCGUUUGACAGCACACGAAGGUGAGAUCGGAUGACAAAUUAAAAUCACACAAAUAGAUCAAGAGUUAAUGAUAGAUUCUAGUAUACACAUAUAUAUGAGAAAAAUUUAACUUUCAAGGGAUAUUUGAAUAACUUUGUAUAUUGGAAGAUGCGAUGCGUAUGAAAUUCUACAGGAGAAUCUUGAGGAACAUAAUGGGUCAAACACUCAGCGAACCUGUGACAACUAGGAAGUCAGUAUGCUGCAGAGAUGCAAAUUAUCGAGUUGGCAGUGCUUGUAUGCAAGGAUGGCGUACUAAAAUGGAAGAUUGUCAUGUACAUAUACUUUCAUUACCAGAUGAUCCUAGUACUGCAUUCUUUGCAGUGUAUGAUGGUCACGGAGGUGCUGCAAUAGCACAGCAUGCUGGAAAACAUCUUCAUGAAUACAUAACUAAAAGAAGCGAGUAUAAGACUGGUAACAUUGUUCAAGCUAUACAACAAGGUUUUCUGGAAUUAGAUGAAGCUAUGUUAAAUGAUACAGUACUCAGAGAUGAACAAGCAGGCACCACUGUCAUAGCUCUUCUUAUUAAAGACAAUGUUAUAUAUAGUGCAAAUGCAGGUGAUAGUAGGGCAGUAGCAAGUAUUAAUGGUCACACGGUUCCCUUAAGUAGAGAUCAUAAACCUACAUUGAAAGAUGAACGUGAACGAAUCGAAGCUGCUGGUGGUUGGGUAGAAUUUAACAGAGUCAAUGGUCAACUUGCUUUAUCCCGAGCUCUUGGAGACUUUAUGUUCAAAAGAAAUGAACGUAAACCACCGCAAGAACAAAUUGUGACUGCUUUUCCUGAAAUUCAACAAUUUGAAGUAACAGAAGAUUGGGAAUUUGUUGUUUUGGCAUGUGACGGUAUCUGGGACGUUAUGACAAGUAACGAAGUUAUAAAUUUUGUAAGAACACGCUUAAUGCAACCUAAGCUUGGAACAGGACAGGAAAAUGAUACAACAGAUCCUGAAGAAAUUUGUGAAGAACUCGUGAAACACUGCCUUGCUCCAGAUACUCUAAUGGGUACUGGCUGUGACAAUAUGACAGUUAUAAUAGUUUGCUUUUUACAUGGGAAACCGUAUGCUCAUUUCAUUUCUCGAUUUAAGGAAAUGACAAUUUCGAACAAUGGACCAGAAGUGUCCAGAUAUAAGUAUUAUAACACAUAUAAUGUUAGUAAAAUGCAGUAGAUCCUCAUUCAAAGUCCAUAACGAUCCUGUAUAGAUGAAACAGCCGCGUUCGCCAGGGAACUUAAUCUGUCCGCGACUUUGUUCACUCCUUGGCGUACACUUUCCCUGACAUCGUGGAACUCCACAACUCCGGCGCUUCCACCGCUGAAACGCACUGUCAAAGAAAUUUUCGGAGCAGUGGGUGUAGAAUUUUCUGUGCCAAAGUAGUCUGCCGAUGAAAUGCUAGAUGAACCUUCGAAACGACGCAGAUUGCUUUUACGUUCCCACUAUAAUUGAAAUUACAAAAAUAUUAAUUUUAAGUAUACAUAGAAACAAAGAGAAGAUAAAAUUGUUAUUAGAUAAUUUCACAUACGGAAUCGUCAUCUUUGCUAUCUUGAAAAUACUGAUCUGAGCUGAUAGCCUUUGCACUACCAAAUUUCUUUUGUGCUUCGGACUCCGGUGUUGAUACUUUACUAUCACUUU